CUUGGCCUCAAUUGGGUUUCUCCCUGCGUGUUUCUAUCAAAUUUCCAUACGCAUUUGGUGGCACCACACAGCCCAGCGGACCAGUUUGCGCAGGUGGAUGUGUAACGGCCAUGCCUGCGUUCACAGAAAGCUCCCUUGAUGGACACAGCAACGCUGGCGGAUGGGACUUUUUUUUGAUGAAAUUUGAUGGCGAAGGUGUCCAGUCCUUCGUUUUUGUGGACACGUUGCAGCUGGUCUCGGCCAAUUCCGUGCUGGCCAGUGCCACUAUGGUGCCUGGGAACCAGCACCUCUACUCCCUGGUCAUUCCGGACGUGACACCUGGAAACUACUCCGUGCAGGAGCCCAACGACGCAACGGCCAAAGCCUCUGUACAGCUCACGGGGCCCGCAGCCACGCUGCUCCUGGAGGCGGACAAAGCUCUUUACAAGCCCGGGCAAGUGGUGCGCUUGCGCGCACUGGCGCUGAAUGCCGCCGACCUGCGUCCGCUCGCAAGAAACCUGAGCUUCGAGGUGAUGAGUCCAGAAGGUUUUAAGCUCAUCAAGACCAUGAAAGCAACAGAUGAAUAUGGAGUCGCCGAGUUUACCUUUCCAAUUGCGCAGGAGCCGUUGCUUGGGCGACACUUGGCACAAGUGGCCGUUCCCGGGGCUGGUGCAGGCGCAUCGGCUCAGGCACCAUUCAGCGUGGAGGAGUACGUCUUGCCGCGAUUCCAAGUGUCUCUGACGCUGGACCAAUCGCACCUCAUGGUGGGCUCCUCCACACCUGCGACGCAACGGGUCACUGGCAAGGUCUUUGCCAAUUUCACCUUCGGUGAGCCGGUCCGCGGCGGUAAGUGCAGCGUGGUCCUGUGGUCACCGCUGAUGCCAUGGGAAGCCACAACAUCUAGAGAGGAUGCAUCCAGUGGCACUCAACACAAAGCUUUGACCAGCUUGACGGGUCUUGAGCUGGAUGACACUGGCACUACCACCUUUACCGCGGAAGUCUCCAGUGACAUGAUGACUACGGGAGGCGCCAUCCAGGUGGAGGCAACGGUGGUGUACGGGCCCACUGGCGAAAGGCAGAGCGGCACUCAGCAGCUUCCAGUGCAAUACCAGGGAUCCGAUCUGCAAGUGGACAUGGAGCUGGGCGACGGACUGGAGGUCUUCCGUCCGGGUUUGCCGGUCCAUGUGCGCCUACGUUUGACCAAGCCGGAUGGACAAGUGCCCAGCCAGGAGGAGUUGACAGGGGAAUUAGUGCUAGUCGCGAACCUCAAUGCAGUGAGCUAUGGACAGAGGCCAGAUGCGAUCCGCGUUCCUCUGACUGCGUCUUCAUUUGACAGCAACGGAGUGCAGGUGCAGCCAGGAGCUUGCCAUGUUCUUAUUGGCACAUCGAAGCUUUUUGUGUCUCGCGACCAUGCAUUCGACAAUGCCGAGCCUUGGAAGAACUACAUCAAAAGGCUCAUAGCGCUGAAUGAUUUCGAGAAGAGGCUGAAGUCUGUCGAGGGCUAUGAUGAGAUGUCAAGCAGCAAGUUCUACUUCAUAGUGUCCCCGUCUGGUAGUGGCCAGACAACUUUUACCAAGAUCUCGAACAUUGUUGGGGCCUGUGCAAUGUUGAUCUUUCGCAGAUACUCCGAAAGGACCAAGAUGUAG
Cladocopium goreaui is the source of this 1625-nucleotide messenger RNA. NCBI's taxonomy places the organism in Eukaryota, Dinophyceae, Suessiales, Symbiodiniaceae. The record is from the annotation of a GenBank genome assembly.